Molecule: messenger RNA, 1506 nt
Organism: Gymnodraco acuticeps
Lineage: Eukaryota; Metazoa; Chordata; Actinopteri; Perciformes; Bathydraconidae
Product: taste receptor type 1 member 1-like
Exons: 5
Coding region: 1-1506 (501 amino acids)
Biological process (GO): G protein-coupled receptor signaling pathway
Cellular component (GO): membrane
Molecular function (GO): G protein-coupled receptor activity
Source: RefSeq, a predicted model, not a curated record
AUGAGAUUCGCUGUAGAUGAAAUCAAUAACUCUACCAACCUUCUACCAAACGUAUCUCUCGGCUAUGAGAUAUUUGAUCACUGCUCCUCUACACAGAGUUUUCCAGAUGUUGUGAAACUCCUCUCAGUCAAUAACUUGGUCCAACCAUGGGAUGAACCACAUAACAAUCUUUCCAGAAUACUGGGAGUGGUCAGUUAUGCAGCUACUGUUUCUGUCUUUUCAAAAAAAGCAGUUUUUCCGUCUUUUCUACGAACAGUGCAUUCCAACAAAAUCGCCAUAGAAGGGAUUGUGAACAUUCUAAAGCACUUCAACUGGCGCUGGGUUGCUUUUCUAAACAGUGAUGAUGAUUAUGGCAAUGAUGGCCUGGCGUUAUUCAUGAAGAAGAUUAAGGAUACUGAAAUCUGCCUAGCAUACAACAAAGGUCUGAAUCAAUAUACAGACCACUCCCAAACAUUUAAACAGAUAGAGGCACAGAAGAUAAACAUCAUUAUUGUUUUUGCUCUAAAAAUGACUGCUGAAGCUCUCAUUAAGUCGGCAAUACAACUGAAUUUCACCAACAAAGUGUGGAUCGCAGAUGAGGAAUGGUCCUUAAACAAGAAUCUCCCAAAGAUAAAAGGAAUCAGAAAUGUUGGAACUGUAAUUGGGAUUUCAGAACAAGCAGUGAACGUACCUGGUGUCAAUGAUUUUAUCUAUUCUUCAAGAAGACAAACUUAUUGUGAAAAUGCAUCACAAAAUAUAUAUUGUAAUCAGUUUUUCAACCGCAGCAGCCUGAGCACAGAAGACGUCGUUGCUGCAGACCCAUCUUUUAAUUUUCCUGUUUACACUGCUGUGUAUGCCAUCGCUCAUGCCUUACACAAUGCCUUGCAAUGUGAAUCUGGCAGAUGUAAUGACAAUAUUACAGUCUUCCCACACAUGAGAAGUAAUGGUCAUCUGAACAUUUUGUACCCACAUCAGGUUCUAGCAGAGCUGAAGAAGUCCAACUUUACACUUUUAAAUGAGAGCAUUCGGUUUGAUGAGAAUGGUGACCCUAACUACGGAUCAUAUUCUGUCGUUUUCUGGAACCACAGUGAGGAUGCCUACAGGUGCAUCGACUGUAAGGAGACAGAAUGGUCUGCAGCAGGAAGUACAUCAUGCAACCUGCGGUCGGUGGAGUACAUCCCGUUCACAGACACCGGGGCUAUACUGAUCAUGGUGGGGGCCUGGGCCUUGGUGGGCUUCACACUCGCUGUAUCUGUUCUCUUUGCCAUCAACUACAACACACCUGUUGUCAGAUCUGCUGGGGGACCAAUGUGCUUCCUCAUUUUAGUCUGCCUCAGUCUGUGUAGUAUAAGUGUGUUCUUUUACUUUGGUGAACCAACAACUUCCUUCUGUAUCCUGAGUCUCUACUCCUUUCUCUUGUGGUACUUCAUCCCAAAAUGCUACAUCAUCAUUUUUCAAUCUGACAGAAACACACAUGAGUACUUCCAAAGACUCAUUCAGAAUUAUACCAAAACAAUCAGCCAGUAG